AUGGAUGUCCUGUGGAUGACGAACUACGUGCUCACCUUCCUGUUUGUGGCCGAGCUGCUGGUACGGAUCUGGGUGUUCAGGUUGGAUUUCUUUGUCGUGGAUCGGUUGUGGAAUGUUUUCGAUACCAUCAUCGUGUUGCUGGCGGCUGUCGAGGUUGCUCUGGAUAUUGCUUUGCACACGUUCUCGCACAGCACCGGCAAUCCCUUCGAUAACGGUGGAACGGCGAAGAUACUCCGCCUCGUUCGCCUCACUCGGCUUCUUCGGCUCGUUCGCACAUUUCGCCAGCUGAAACCCUUGCGGAUGUUGGUGCAAUCUAUCGCAUUCGCCGGUAAAUCUGUUUUCUGGGCACUCAUGCUGCUCCUCAUGAUCCUAUACGCUGUUGGAGUCGUCUUGACACAAGCCGUGACGGAGUACACCAAGGGUGGCAAGCGAGUCGAUGAUGAGAUUUUGAUAUCUUUCUAUGGGGACCUCUACCGGUCAAUGCUCAGUCUUUGGAUGGCUGUCUCUGGCGGAAUUAGCUGGAUCGAGCUGACCCAUCCGCUGGAGAAAACCGGGAACGAUUUGAUCAUAUGGAUGUUCUUGUUCUACCUGGGCCGGCGAAUUGUGUUCGUGUAUUUCUUUAUCUUAAACGUGGUUACAGGUGUCUUUUGUCAGAAUGCAUUCGAGGGGGCUCAACAAGACUUGGAGCUUACCAUUGAGAACCAGCUCAAGGAUAAACAAGUAUUCCUUGACCGGCUGACGAUGCUUUUCCGGGAGAUGAACGUGGACUCCGAUGAGACAGAUGAGCAAUGGUUGUCAGCAGCCGAGCUUAAUUUCCACCUGGAGCAGCCGAAGGUGCAGUCCUGGUUCAAGGCAUUGGACAUCGACGCGAAGCAGACGUGGAAGCUCUUCAAGAUCCUCGACCCGAACAACGACGGCCGCAUCUCCCUCGACGACUUCGUCGAGGGGUGCCUGCGGCUGAAGGGGCACGCCACGCGCGUCGACGUGGAGUCGCUGAAGUGGGAGAUCAGAGGGGCGAACAAGCGGCACGAGCAGCAGGCCCAGAAGCUCGUCGGGCUCGUCGAGGACCUCCGGGACCUGCGGGCCUCCGUGGCCAGGACGACGCAGGCCCUGGUCCUGGCCAGGACCACCGCGGCCGGCGACCGGCUGACGGUGCCCGCCGGUGGCCGCUCGGCGACCUCCCCGGACCUGACGAUCUCCGCGGCGGGGGUCCUCUCCAGGCCGCGCGGCGGGGGCAGCAGCCAGUACGACCUCUCGGGGCCGCCCUGCCGCCCCGCCGGGGACGACGACCACAGCUGA
Molecule: messenger RNA, 1299 nt
Organism: Prorocentrum cordatum
Lineage: Eukaryota; Dinophyceae; Prorocentrales; Prorocentraceae
Source: the annotation of a GenBank genome assembly